Molecule: messenger RNA, 1116 nt
Organism: Symbiodinium necroappetens
Lineage: Eukaryota; Dinophyceae; Suessiales; Symbiodiniaceae
Source: the annotation of a GenBank genome assembly
AUGGUGUCCGAAGACUUCUGGAGACAGCUACUGCUGGUGUUGCCUCUGACGGCGGUGAUGGGUGUUCUUCUUGGCCUGAACAUUAUCUUGGCUUUGCGCCGCCAAGCGAGGGCGCUGCAGGAUCUGGCCAGGCACCUGGCGCUUGAGAAGUGCGACUCUAUCCGAAGGUCUGUGAGAAACCUGGAUACUUUUCUGUUUCCGAUGUGUUUAGUGGAGCUGCCAGAGUUCUUGCAGAUGGGCCAAUUGGUUCGCCACGAAGUCGCGAGGGAAGCUGGGCAGUUGCGGUGUUUCGAGUCUCACGAGGCCGACGGGGUGUCGGCCUCCUCGGGCACCGUCUUCGUGAGUCAUCAGUGGGCUGGCUUCGAUCACCCCGACCCUGAGGGCCGACAAUACAGCUCCAUACUGCUGGCCCUGCAGGGGCUGCAGGAGAGGGGCAUCGCCUGUGGCUACAUCUGGGUGGACUACACAUCCAUUCCGCAGGUGAAUGAGUUUCAACAGCAAGCAGCUGUCAACUCCUUGGCCGUCUACGCUUCUCACUGCUCCGUGCUGGUGGCGGUGGCUCCUACCUGCACGCACGCCGACACGGGCGCAGAGGUGAACCUGCAGACCUACGGUUCGCGCGGUUGGUGCCGGCUUGAGCUUCUGAGCUACAAGACGGGGUCUGGCCUCCGUUCAGGGGAUGCAACCAUAUACAUCUGCGAUGACAGCGGCCUCAGAAAUGGUGCCGCCGACGAGUCUAUUGCGGAUCAGAGCAUACUCCACGUGCUCGGUGGCUCCUUCACAUGCUGCAGCCGGAAGCACCCGGACAACAUGCCCUGCGACCGACAUAAGAUCAGGGAUGUGCUUCUCGGUAUUUAUUGGAGGCUCAGCUGCAUCAAACGGGAUGGCGACCUGGUCCUAGCUUCGUGGGCAAGAGAGAUGCUUCAGAUUGCUGACACUGACACCGAGAAGUAUUUCCCGAGCCACAGCAUGUAUCGAACAGCGAGCGGCGCACAGCUGCAGGAGCAUUUUGAUGGGUAUUUGCCCUUGCUGCGGGAGAUGUUCGCUACUGACUCGGAACAGGGCAGCGACAGCGACCAGCACGCCUUUGUCCGAGGGACUUUCUUUACUGUUUGA